UACAAAAAACGGAAGCCAAUUAUUUUCUAGGGCUUCAAAUGGACGACAUGGCUCCCUAUUACCCGCCACCGCCUCCACCACCAGGCUCGGUUCACUACCCCUACUACCAACAACCUCCGCCCUCUCAGCCACCUCCAGUGGUGGCGCCACCGCCACAGCACCACUUGGUUCAGCCCUAUUUCCCUCAACAGCCACCACCUUUCGCUUCCUACGCUGCCACUCUUAUCCCCCAACCCUCAUACGACGAGCUCCGAACUCUAUUCGUCGCCGGUCUCCCAGAAGAUGUCAAGCCUCGCGAAAUCUAUAACCUCUUCCGCGAGUUUCCGGGUUACGAGUCCUCCCACCUCCGAACCCCCAACGGAAAAUCUCAGCCUUUUGCUUUCGCGGUGUUCUUGGAUCAGCAGUCUGCCAUUGGAGCAAUGCACGCGCUGAAUGGGAUGGUGUUUGAUCUUGAGAAAGGUUCAACAUUAUAUAUUGAUCUAGCUAAAUCUAAUUCUAGGUCUAAGCGUUCAAGAACAGAUGAUGAAAGAUCUGGCUCAGAUAAGAGAGCUAGAAGUUCGUCAUAUUCAAGGGGAACUCCUGAUUCUGCAGGAGUUGGCAGCAUUCACAUGCCUGGAAUGGGUAAUUCUGCUUACAACAUGACUGGUUAUCCAUCUGCACCAAGUCAUGGCAACUUCAAUGGCAGAGCUGUACACGAGACAAUAUCCCCAAAUGCGAAUAAUUCUUCUGUACAGCAUUUUCCACAAAAUAAUACUCCAUGUCCAACGCUUUUUGUGGCUAACUUGGGGCCAACAUGUACGGAGCAAGAGCUAAUUCAAGUGUUUUCAAGGUGCCCUGGGUUCAUAAAAUUGAAGAUGCAAAGCACAUAUGGAGCUCCGGUUGCAUUUGUUGAUUUUCAGGACACUGCCUGCUCAACUGGAGCGCUGAGUCAUCUGCAAGGCACAGUUCUCUACUCGUCAACAGCUGGCGAAGGCAUGAGAUUGGAAUACGCCAGAUCACGAAUGGGAAUGCGUAAGAAGCCGAAGUAGUUUGAAUAGAAGAUUGUAGCUUUUCGCUCGUUUCCAUGCCCGCGCAAGGCGAUCCACAUCUUACAUUAGUUGUACCAACACUAGGUAGAUUUGCUAUCCACGCAGGGGUGUCCAUUUAUGUUCAUUUUCCUUGAUGGUGCCCUCGUCGUCAUCGUCAACAUUCAAUAAUGGAAAAUAUUUGUGGGUUUUCAAAUUAUAAACAUUUAAUUCUUUGACAAAAGUAUGAUAUUUUGUUGACUUAAACAUAUUUUGUUGUACGUGCA
Pyrus x bretschneideri (Chinese white pear) is the source of this 1291-nucleotide messenger RNA. RefSeq names its product RNA-binding protein L. Gene Ontology annotation, molecular function: mRNA binding. Lineage: Eukaryota; Viridiplantae; Streptophyta; Magnoliopsida; Rosales; Rosaceae. The transcript has 10 exons. The record is from RefSeq and is a predicted model, not a curated record. The coding region runs from base 39 to 1028 and encodes 329 amino acids.